Jaminaea rosea is the source of this 2570-nucleotide messenger RNA. Its product is annotated as WD40 repeat-like protein. The record is from RefSeq and is a predicted model, not a curated record. Gene Ontology annotation, cellular component: anaphase-promoting complex. The transcript is spliced from 2 exons. Bases 438 to 2357 code for a protein of 639 amino acids. Gene Ontology annotation, biological process: positive regulation of ubiquitin protein ligase activity; anaphase-promoting complex-dependent catabolic process; positive regulation of anaphase-promoting complex-dependent catabolic process. Gene Ontology annotation, molecular function: protein binding; ubiquitin ligase activator activity; anaphase-promoting complex binding. Lineage: Eukaryota; Fungi; Basidiomycota; Exobasidiomycetes; Microstromatales.
GGCGGGCGCAUCUGCCUCUGUUUCCAUCCGCCCUCUACUCCUUUGUCUCCUCAACCAUCCGUCCUUCUCUCAUCACCAACCCCAUCUCGAUACGCAAAGUGAAGGCGAGUGGGCUGGCUGGCCACUCGACCUCUCUGUCCUCAUCCCGUCAUCCCUACAUUUCGAAGAAGGCCCCGUUAUCCCCGACUUCAUCCCAACAGCUACGCCCCCCCCUUUUCGAAAGUCCAGCCCGCCACCUAAAGAUCGAUUCUCCAUCGCCUUUCUACUCGACGACUAGCCAAGCGUCAUCAACUGCACAAAUCAGAACAUCUGCACAUUCACAAUAUCAGACAUCCUCCUCACACACAGGGCAACAAGAGCUCCUUCUGGCCCGUCUUUGUCUUCGCCUCUCAUAGUGUUGCAACGUGCAUACAAGCUUCACCCUCUCAACGCUCAGGAUGUACCAAAGCGAGUUUGGGAGACGAUUGAGGGAUCAGUCUGGCGCAGCCAAGCCAAGCGGCAGCGCAAGCUCUCCUAAUGGCAGGCACUCACCCACAAAGAGAUUCUCUCGCAAUGUUGAUGGUAGCCAGGCUGCACCCAGAACAGAGUCUCUCGCUGAGCUGCUGAGCGGAGGCGGCCCUUCUUCGAGCUCUUCCUCUUCACUCCAUGACGAAUCACCGCGACGUGGGGCCACGGGCGUCAACGGUAGCUCUAGCAGUAGGCAUCAGCUAGACUCUCCCCGCACACCGAGCAAGCGCAACAAGCAAGUGCAAGCCGACCGCUAUGUACCAUUGCGCGAAGGCUCAGAAGCACAGGUGGCGGCAUUCCAGCUCAUGGAGACCGAGGCCAGCACGCCGGGCCGUCACAAGCGUAAGAUGGCGCCAGACAUGGAUGCGACGAAGGAGGAGGCGAACGAGACUUUCAAUACGCUUCUGAGCACAGAGAUAUUCGGUACGGCCGCAGCACAGUCACCUCAACAUUACAGCGCAUCCCCCUCGAGCAGCGCAGGCGCAGCAAGCUCGAGCUCGCGAGCAUCAUAUACCGCCCCGAGUACACCCACUAAGCGCAACUUGCUCGCAUUCAGCUCGCCCUCAUCUUCACGUUCGAGGUCAUUGGGAGGCAGUGGAGGAAGCAGCGGCAGCAGGCGGGGAGUAGGCGACGAUACGAUGAGAGUGGGCUCGAAUACUACGCCUAGAAGGAGAGGCAGCGGCAGUGGCGGCAGCGGCAGCGGCGGUGGGAGCGGAAGCCUCUUUGCUGGCAAGAAGGCGGGCGUCAACGGCUCCAGCGAGACGCUCAACUCACCAACACAUCGAGGCUACGAUACGAGUCCGGUUAGGCUCGAGUCGCAGCGCAUGCUCCUCAGCCCCAGACGGCCAGCGAGAACGGUGAGCAAGGUACCCUUCAAGGUCCUGGACGCCCCAGACCUCGCAGAUGAUUUCUACCUCAAUCUCGUCGACUGGUCCUCCAACAACACCCUUGGCGUUGGGCUAGGCAAGUCCGUCUACCUCUGGUCGGCGAAAGACUCCAUGGUGCAGAAGCUCGUCGACUAUGAGCCUGCGGAGGACAAGGUCACCUCGCUCAGCUGGGCAGGCAGAGGCAACCACAUCGCCGUCGGUACAGCAAAUGGACUCGUCCAGAUCUACGACGCAGAGAAGCUCAAGCUACUUCGCACCAUGCGCGGUCACACCUCUCGCGUUGGGUCCCUAGCAUGGAAUGAGCACAUCCUCACCUCUGGCUCGCGCGACCGCCUCAUAUACCAUCGCGACGUCCGUGUCCCUGAGCAGCAUAUUCGAGAGCUUCGCGGCCAUAAGCAAGAAGUAUGCGGUCUCAAGUGGAACACGGAGACGAAUCAGCUUGCUAGCGGAGGGAAUGACAACAAGCUCUUCGUCUGGGACUCUCUCAACGCUACGCCCCUGCACCGCUUCAGCGAGCACACGGCUGCCGUCAAGGCUAUCGCGUGGUCUCCUCACCAACAUGGCUUGCUCGCCUCGGGUGGCGGUACGGCAGACAUGAAGAUUCGCUACUGGAACACAACGAACGGCUCUCUCCUCUCCGAGGUGGACACGGGCUCGCAGGUCUGCAACCUCAUGUGGUCACGCACGGCCAACGAGGUGGUAUCCACGCACGGCUACUCGGCGGGCAAAGUGCAGAACCAGAUUCAAGUCUGGCGCUACCCUGGUAUGCAACAGAUCGCCACUUUGACGGGCCACACGAUGCGUGUCCUCUACUUGGCGAUGAGCCCCGAUGGGGAGACCAUAGUCACAGGAGCAGGGGAUGAGACGUUGAGAUUCUGGGAUCUUAACACGCCCGCGGCGAGUAAGCGGAAAGAAGGCCUGGCUCAGAGUAGCGUGUUGAGCCCGUUUGCCAAGUUGCGGUAAAGGAAGGUGCGGUUGGCCACAAGUUGAUACCCCUACCAGUGCCCAUCACCUCGUCGAGUCGUUUGUACCGGCUCGUGCGGAUCCUACGCCGCUUUCCCUUCCUAUAUCUCGCUCCCUGUCUUCCCAACCCGUUUUCUCGUCACUCGCGUUGUCUUUUGCACAUCUGUACUCUUUCUCUUCUGCACUCAAUACGCCAUUCUUCAGACUCAUCGU